Acanthaster planci (crown-of-thorns starfish) is the source of this 1386-nucleotide messenger RNA. Its product is annotated as trypsin-2-like. Gene Ontology annotation, molecular function: serine-type endopeptidase activity. Lineage: Eukaryota; Metazoa; Echinodermata; Asteroidea; Valvatida; Acanthasteridae. Gene Ontology annotation, biological process: proteolysis. The record is from RefSeq and is a predicted model, not a curated record.
CUCGGUACUUCGAGCUCGCAUCUCAACGAAGUAACUAGCAGAAUCAACGACAACGUUCACCAUGAAGUUCUUCAUUCCUCUGGCUUGCCUCCUGGCAGUACUGUCGCCGACUCUCGGCAAACUGAUCGUCGGCGGGCACCAGUCCACACCACACAGCCGACCCUAUCAGGUGGCACUCUAUGGUAGGAGCAGUGCUGAUUUCCAGUUUUGCGGUGGUACUCUUGUCCACAAACGAUGGGUCGUUUCAGCUGGCCACUGCAAGUCGGGCAAACAUGUCUUCGUAGGUUUAGGACUCCACGAUAGGUACAGUCACAGUGCGGCUGGCCAGCAGAUAAUUAGGGGCACAUGGCAUCGCCAUCCCAACUAUGAUAGCGGCACUGUUGAUAACGACAUCUCCUUGAUCAAACUGAGUAAAGACGCCGACAUCGGCAACGGUAAGAUCGAAGCCAUUCGAAUUUCCAAGACACGGCCUCAUAAAGGGAGGAAACUGCUCGUGAGUGGAUGGGGAACAACAUCAAGUGGAGGGUCAAGUCUAGACCAUCUGAUGGAAGUGGUGGUUAAAGCAACCUCCUUGCAGGAGUGCAGACACGCCUACGGGUCCUCAUCAAUUACAGACAACAUGUUUUGCGCAGCAGCUUUGGGAAAAGACGCCUGCCAGGGUGACAGCGGUGGCCCAAUUGUAAGCCACUUCGGGGCUAGCAGCCACAAUCCUGGCACCACCCUAGAGGGCAUUGCCAGCUGGGGUAUCGCCUGCGCUCAUCCUGAUUAUCCAGGCGUUUAUGUUACCGUCGGUAACUACUGUGACUGGAUCAAGACGACUACUAAAGAUGCCGUCGAGUGUUCAAGUUAGAGAGGGUCCCACCGGUUGCCGAGGGAUGGACGCGCCACUGAUAUGUGCGACUGUGAUCUGAAGGAAACUCUGGUUCAGGGUCUCUCGGCAUUCGAUUACCAUCGUUAGCAAAUAAGACUGCCAGGGUUGAAAUAAGACAUGAAAUAAAACGAACUAUAGUCAAGACAAUUAUGAAACAAAUAGAUGAAAUGAACUAUAAAUAAAUUUACACAGUUAAAGCCUCGUUAUUUCCACCAGAUAUACUUCCAAUUUCUUCAGAAAAUAACUGAAAUAAAAGGGCGUUUCAAGUCAUUGUAAUUAUACAAAGAAUUUGAAUUACAAGACUUUCUGAUUUUUCUUCCGACUGUUCUUACAACAACCUCAGGUGAGACCUCUUUCCGGUCUGCAAAGUGUCUUACUUGGACAAACCUGUGUUGUUUUUAUCAUGACUUCACGAUUGGAUAUAUUACGGACCAGGACCCAAUGCUUGGUGCAUGCGAAAUUAACGUUUUGAUUUGAAUAAAUAGAAACAAACAGAAUGCAUUGUCAAGACUAAA